Toxorhynchites rutilus septentrionalis is the source of this 6279-nucleotide messenger RNA. RefSeq lists its product as uncharacterized. Lineage: Eukaryota; Metazoa; Arthropoda; Insecta; Diptera; Culicidae. The coding region runs from base 1 to 6279 and encodes 2092 amino acids. Gene Ontology annotation, molecular function: catalytic activity; nucleic acid binding. The transcript has 2 exons. Gene Ontology annotation, biological process: DNA integration. The record is from RefSeq and is a predicted model, not a curated record.
AUGGUACAAAUCACCCGCACGGGUCAGCAAGAGGUGGGGCUGCGGCACCGUCACAGUACUCUAAAUAUCCAAGCAGCGGCUGUGUGCAUCGAGAGUAAAUCAGAGAAAAUAAUACUAACAGCACUCUACUCUUCACCGAACCACCACCCUUCGGAAGAGCAACUGAAAGACUUCUUCUCACUCCAAGGGCACCGAUUUAUCGUCGCUGGUGACUUUAACGCAAAACACACCUUUUGGGGAUCAAGGCUGAUUACCACUCGUGGUCGCGUUUUAUACAACGUUAUCACUGACUCUGGCUAUGACAUUGCAUCAUGCGGUGAACCGACACACUGGCCAAAGGACCUCGCACGACUUCCGGACCUGCUAGAUUUCGCUGUCACCAAAAAUAUUAAUAGUAAACGAAUUCGAUCGAAGCUUCUUCUGGACUUAUCAUCUGAUCACUCACCAAUACUCCUGGAAUACUUCAUAGAAAAGGAAGUGAAGCAGACGUCAUCUAAUCUCACUAACUUUUCAACGAAUUGGACAAAAUAUAAGACAUAUAUCUCCUCUAACAUUCUCGAUCUACCUCUGGAUAACGAACAUCAUAUCGAGGAAGCAGUUAACCAGCUCAGUGUACUCAUGAAGAACGCUGCGAAGAUAGCUACCCCACCUAUGAAGCCUCAGAAGCACAAAAAAAUUAUUACUGCAUCCCACAUAAAAGCAGCAGUUGCAGAAAAGCGACGACUAAGACGUAUCUGGCAAAACAAACGAUCGCCAGAAUCUAAAAACCAAUUCAAUGUGGCACAAUCUGGAGCGAAGCAUCUUACUACGAAACACAAACCAAAACCAAAUGUGAAAGUUCAAGAAAAAAAACCUGCACAAUCGGCUGUCGAGCAGUCAACAAAUGAACCUGUAGAUGUUAAGGUAACUCAUGCUCCCAACGACCAGAAAUCCAGUUGUCCGCCCGCGAAGGCACAAAGUGUCGUAGCGUCGACGUCGUCUCGUAAAUCGUCAAAGACACUCAUCAAGCUGCAGCUUCAGAAGUUGGAGGAAGAACGGAAAUUAGAACAUGAUUAUAUAGAUAAAAAGUACACACUUUUAGAAGGAAUUGCCAAUGCAUCUAGUUCUUGUUCUGGAGUUAGUAUGAACCGCGUGCGUGAGUGGGUCGAUGAUAACACUCAUAAUGUAGAAAAGUGCGUUCACUCUGGUAAUUUUGAGCCUCAACGACAUUCUACUCAAAAUCAAUCACUCGCAUCGUCGAAUUCAGUUGUAAGCAAUAGUUCGAUUCCUGAAGUCAAUGACGGUCUGAGGGCCAUGGCCGUUAAUUGUACGGAGCAACCUAAUAAUCAACAAUCGACGAGGAAUCUGUGUCCUGAAGAGUAUGUUGAAUGUCCUAUCACCAAGAAACAACUUGCCGCGCGUCAAGCGAUUCCAAGGGAUCUCCCCUCUUUCUCUGGGAAUCCCGAGGAUUGGCCUAUAUUUCUGUCGUCCUUCACCAACACCACUGUAAUGUGCGGUUACACGGAUGCAGAAAAUGCAAUCAGAUUGCAAAAAUGUCUUACGGGAAAAGCAUAUGAAGCUGUCAAGAGCCGUUUGAUGUAUCCAUCGAACGUGAAGGGAGUCAUCGAUACACUGCGUAUGCGUUUUGGUCAACCUGAAGCUAUUGUCCACUCAUUGAUAGCAAAAAUCAACGCGUUGCCGGGUUUAAAAGAAGACAAACUAGAGACUAUCAUGGAUUUUGCGGUAAAUGUUCAAAAUUACUGCUCUAUCGUAGAUGCAUGUGGGUUGGAAGACCAUCUUUACAACGUGUCCUUACUUCAUCAAUUAGUCAACCGACUUCCACCGUCAAUUAAACUUGACUGGGCUAGAUAUCGUCAAAAGCUUGUUAGCGUCAAUUUGGCGUGCUUUGGAAACUGGAUUUAUUCACUUGCAGAAGCGGCCAGUGCCAUUACUGUCCCAGCGAUCCAGGAGUCUAAAUCCACGCGGAGUGAUUUUCAUCAACCCAAGAAAAGUGGUGGUUUUCUUAACGCUCAUCUAGAAUCCGAAUCCCCACCUCAUGAUCUUCAGACACAAACCUAUCAUAAAAGUUAUAUUCAAGACUGCGUUGUGUGUGGAGCCGAUUGUAAGGGUGUCGAAAAUUGUAAGCAGUUCAUGGGGCUUCCUCGGGAUUCUCGCUGGGCUGUAGUGAGAGAAUUCGGUCUAUGUCGUCGAUGUCUUCGUAAACACAACGGAAGUUGCAGAGCCAAAGUUUGUGGUAAGGAUGGUUGUACUUUUAAACACCACGAGCUCCUCCACAAUGAACAGAAACACAAAGAAGUUUCAAGACCCGAUGAUCCUCGUCCAGGAACCAGUUAUUCGCACCACGAAUGCAACGCUCAUCGUGCUAGUUCAAAUGCUGUUCUGUUUCGUUACCUUCCUGUCACAAUACAUGGAACGAAAGGGUCCAUUCAAACAUUCGCCUUCCUAGAUGAAGGCUCUGCGUUGACUUUAUUAGACCAUGACCUCAUGGAAGAGCUUGGACUGGAUGGAACAGAAAGUCCAUUGUGUCUUCGGUGGACUGGUGGCACUGAGAGAUAUGAAAAAGACUCUCGAAUAACACACGUGUCUAUUGCGGGCACGCAGGAUGGAGCAAAGAGGUUCAAACUGAAUGAGGUGCGAACGGUGAAGGAGCUGCAGUUGCCAUAUCAAUCUCUAAACAUAGAUGAAAUGAGGAUCAAGUAUCCACAUUUACGAGGUCUGCCCAUAAGAUCAUACAACGACGCACGGCCGCGAAUCCUAAUAGGAUUGAAGCAUGCUCACGUUAGCUUGGUUCUACAAAGUAGAGAAGGAAAUCCAGAUCAACCGAUAGCGAUAAAGACUCGUUUGGGUUGGACCGUUUGUGGUGGUAAUGGCGAGAACAAUGCGUCGAAUUUGGUGCACUACUCUUUCCAUGUGCAUUCCGAAGAACAUUCGGACGAAUUCUUACAUAACGCCAUGAAGGAGUACUUCGCUCUCGAUAGUCUUGGAGUAGUAAGACCCAGUCGUGCUCUGUUGUCGUCCGAAGAUCAAAGAGCCUGUUCAAUACUCGAAUCUCUCACUAAGUACACUGGAGACAACUUCGAGACUGGUUUGUUGUGGAGAUACGAUGAUAUUCGUUUACCUGAUAGCCGGCCAAUGGCUCUUCGUCGGUAUCAGCUACUGGAAAAAAGAAUGCAGAAAGAUCCGGAGCUUUUGAAGGUUAUGAACCAGAAAAUAGUUGAUUACCUGCAGAAAGGAUACAUACGGAAAUUGUCUAAAGAAAAAGAAAAUUUGCCUGUUUCACGCGCGUGGUAUUUGCCAAUAUUCCCAGUGGUCAAUCCAAACAAACCUGGAAAGGUUCGAUUAGUCUGGGAUGCAGCAGCUACCGUAUUCGGAACGUCUCUAAAUUCUGCACUCUUGAAGGGCCCGGACCAAAUGUGUUCGCUCUUCUCUAUUCUGUUGCAAUUUCGGAAGCACCGUAUAGGACUAACUGGGGAUAUACGCGAAAUGUUUCACCAAAUCCAAAUCCGCGAAACAGACCGAUCAUGCCAGCGGUUCUUUUGGAGAGACAAUACAGGAGAGAUUAUUGUUUAUGAAAUGUGUGUAAUGACUUUCGGUGCGUGCUGCUCUCCAAGCAGCGCUCAAUAUGUUAAAAACAUAAAUGCUGAACGGUUCUCUAGGAAAUACGCAGAUGCAGUGAACGCUAUCGUCCAGCAACACUACGUGGACGAUAUGUUGGUGAGCGUAGACUCCGAAGAAACAGCUAUUCGACUAGCUCAGGAGGUAACGUACGUACAUGCCCAAGGCGGGUUCGAAAUCCGUAACUGGGUCAGUAACUCAACAGCUGUUAUAACUGUAUUGAAUCAGCCAAAAGCGAACGCGAAAAGUCUGGAUUUGUCUACUGAAAUAUGCACCGAGAAAGUACUAGGAUUGUGGUGGUGUACAGAGUCGGAUUCGUUCACAUACAGAGUCGGAUGGGACCGAUAUGAAGAAACGUUGUUGAAAGGACUACGUCGACCAACAAAACGAGAAGUGCUUCGAGUUCUUAUGACAAUUUUUGACCCUCUCGGAUUGAUUGCGCAUUUUCUCAUAUUCCUGAAGAUUUUGCUGCAGGAAAUUUGGCGCUCUGGUGUUCAGUGGGACGACACCAUCAACGAUGUUUUGUUCGAUAAAUGGCGAUCCUGGCUGCGUGUGCUACCAACAGUUGAAAAAGUACGAGUUUCCCGGUGUUAUUUUGUUCAAACGUCCUGCGAGUAUCAAGCUGAGUUUCACACCUUUGUCGACGCUAGUGAGAACGGGUUUGCUGGUGUGUCAUUCCUUCGUUUCAUCUGUGGUGAUCAGAUAAAAUGUACCAUAGUUGCCGCAAAAACCAGAGUCGCACCGUUAAAGUUCCAAUCUAUUCCAAGACUCGAACUGCAGGCCGCCGUGUUAGGAGGAAGAUUAGCACAUACGAUUCUAGCAUGUCUCUCAAUUCAAAUUACAAGACGCAUUUUUUGGACUGACUCUCGCGACGUCUUAUGCUGGAUUAAUUCCGAUCACCGUCGUUUUACACAGUUCGUAGCGCACCGGGUUAGCGAGAUUCUCGACAUAACAGAGGCGGAAGAGUGGCGUUGGGUGCCUACGAAACAUAAUGUGGCAGAUGAUGCAACAAAGUGGGAGACUAAACCGGAUCUGACACCAAACAGCAGAUGGUUCAACGGUCCUAGAUUCCUGUGGAAAACCGAAGAAGAUUGGCCACAACAACCAAUACGAAAGAGCUCAACCAAUGAAGAGUUGCGUCCCAAUUUGGUGGCUCACCUGUCGAACCAAUCACCGCUAAUAUGUGUUACUGAUUUCUCCAAAUGGCAACGGCUGAUCAACGUCGUCGGAUUUGUGUUUCGUUUUCCGAACAACUGUCGUCUGAAGAGCAAACAUCAAACAAUUUGCACCGGACCGUUACAUUUAGAGGAGAAACGUGCGACCGAGGAACAUGUGGUCCGUCAAGCCCAACAGGAUGUUUUCCUUGAUGAAAUAACUGCUCUAAGAAAACAACAACUCAUAUCGAGAAGCAGUUCUCUAGUUAAGUUCAGCCCCUGGUUAGAUGACCGAGGAGUUCUGAGGAUGCGAGGCCGAAUUUCCAACUGUGUGUUCAUUACAGAAGAAGCAAAAAAUCCUAUAAUUUUACCCCGUGACCACUACGUUACUACCUUGAUUAUCAUGCAUUACCACCACAAAUUUCACCAUUUAAACCAUGAGACUGUUAUAAAUGAGAUACGACAAAAAUACUCGAUUUCGCGAAUUCGCGUUUGCUACGCCAAGGCUAGAAGAGCCUGUCAACGCUGCAAGAACGCCAGAGCAGUACCAUCUCCUCCAAUCAUGGCGGACCUUCCAACUGCUAGAUUAGCAGCACAUUCUCGACCCUUUACCCACGUAGGGAUAGACUAUUUCGGACCGAUGGAGGUAGCCAUAGGAAGAAGAGUUGAAAAACGAUGGGGAAUGCUGGCUACAUGUAUGACGAUCAGAGCUGUUCACAUAGAAGUCGUCCAUUCACUAAGCAUCGAUUCCUGCAUCAUGGCUAUCCGCAAUUUAAUUGCUCGUCGUGGAGUUCCUCGUCACGUUUACUGUGAUCGCGGAACCAACUUUGUUGGCGCUAGCAACGAGUUGACUAGAGUGGAUAAACUGCUGAACAAAGAAGCCAUCAUAAAAGAGUUUUUGGGUUACGAAAUAGCAUGGUCGUUUAAUCCACCAGCAUCGCCCCAUAUGGGUGGUAGUUGGGAGCGUAUGAUCCGCAGCGUGAAGAGCAAUCUGAUGUCUCUAGAAAUACCCCGUAAACCAUCAGACGAAGUACUACGUAAUGCGCUGACUGAAAUAGAAGGUUCAUUAAAUGCAAGGCCGCUUACACACGUUCCAAUCGAAGAUCACGCGGCUCCAGCACUAACCCCUAAUCACAUUCUUCUUGGAAGCUCUAACGGGACGAAGCCACUUACGUUUUUAGAUGAUAGCAGCGUUGUCGUGCGUCAAUGUUGGCGAACUUCUCAGAUCAUUGCCAACCAAUUUUGGAAACGUUGGCUAUCGGAAUACCUACCAGAGAUAACUAGGAGAACCAAGUGGCAUUCAGCCUGUGUGCUACCGGUGAAGAUCGGUGACGUGGUCAUCGUUGUAGAUCCAAAGUUACCUCGCAAUUGUUGGCCAAAGGGAAGGGUAAUAGCAACUCGUCCUGGCAAAGAUGGAGAAGUAAGAUCCGCAACGGUUCGAACAUCCGGGGGAGUGUAUGAGCGCCCUGUGGUUAAGCUUGCUGUAUUGGACGUUCGCGAAGGAAAGUAA